Messenger RNA from Penicillium samsonianum, 2140 nucleotides. RefSeq lists its product as uncharacterized. The record is from RefSeq and is a predicted model, not a curated record. The coding region runs from base 1 to 2094 and encodes 697 amino acids. Gene Ontology annotation, cellular component: DNA replication preinitiation complex; nuclear pre-replicative complex; nuclear origin of replication recognition complex. Gene Ontology annotation, molecular function: DNA replication origin binding. Gene Ontology annotation, biological process: DNA replication initiation; DNA replication. Lineage: Eukaryota; Fungi; Ascomycota; Eurotiomycetes; Eurotiales; Aspergillaceae. The transcript has 8 exons.
AUGGAUGCUGAUGGAUUGAACGAUGCCUUGGGCUUGUCAAAUGACAAGUCCCAAAACCUGGGUGCGUACAUCUACCAACCGCCCAAACAUGGAAAAUCAGCAGGCGAACGACCUUCGAAGCGCCGCAAAGUCUCGUCAACCGCCGGCAGAGACGAGCAGGCUGAUAGGCAGCGUUUUGUGCCCCUUUUGAAUGGAGACGAGAACGCCGAAUCCGUCCAAUUGCGAUAUGAUACCUACCAGGAACUCUGGUCGAAGCAAGAAAACAAGAUCCAGGAUAUCCUCGAGGAUGUCGACGCUGGAGUUUUGACGGAUGUGUUGUCCUUUGUCAGAGACACCUCACCUCAAACAUGUGAUGGGUGUAUUCCAACGGCUUUGGUGACAGUUGGUUCAAAUGUGUCCUCGCUCAGCAGAUUGCUAUCACGGCUUAAUGGUCAGUUGAUAUCGACCGAAGAAGGCAGCGUCGUUGUAUUGGAAUCAGGCGAUGCUCCCAAUUUGAAAACAACGUUGAAGAACAUUAUCCGAGCUACCGUUACGAAUACGGAUGGAAAUGAUGGAUAUCAAAAGUUCCUUACAGAUCGUGCUGGACCUCGACUUCUCGGUUACGAUUUAGAUCUUCUUCACGACUAUGUGCAGAGAAAGGGGACCAAGAAAUUGGUCCUAGCUCUUCGAGAUAGCGAGGCUUUUGACCCUGGCCUUUUGACCGAUCUUUUGUCUCUAUUCAAAUCAUGGCUUGACCGUAUACCAUUCACAGUCUUGCUGGGAAUCUCUACCUCUGUAGAGCUUUUCGAAGGUAGACUGCCUCGCUCAUGUGUUGCUCUCCUUCGAGGAAAGCAUUUCGAGGUCCAAGAGGCCGGCAACUGUGUUGACCGCAUCUAUGAGACUCUCCAGACCGACCCGGACACCAAUAUUUGGCUGGGUCGCAAUGUUACCAGCACUCUGUUUGAGAACACAAGUGACUAUUUCCAAAGUCCGGAGGCAUUUAGUCGCAUGGUCAAGUAUACAUACAUGUCUCAUUUCUUCGCAAAUCCUCUGUCAGUACUAUUAGCCUACCCAGAUUCUACGGUUCUCGCCCAAAACAAGCUCUGUGGGGCCGUCAGAAACCUGCCAUCAUUCCGAAUGUUUUGCGAGGAUCUAGUAGAAGAAGGCUCCCUCAAGCAAGUCCGAGAUAUGCUAGAGGAUGACGAAUAUCUUAUUCAAGAGACGCCCAAGUACCUGGAUGCAAACCAGCAAAGAAUGCGAAACAUGUUCCAGGCAGUCCGUGUCGUACAUGUCUGUCUUCAAUACACACAGAGCGCGAAAAAGACCAAUGUGUCGGAUCUGUCCGUUCGUGCACUCUCUGGCGAACUGUCCGAGUCCACUAUUGUGGAAGAAAUGGUCGCCACGGCGAAGACUUUAGAUUCUGACAAGCUGGAUGAACUCCUCGUGCGUCUCAGGGGGAUAAUAAUCAGUCCAGAGGCCGAUACGAUUCAAGAAGAUCUCAGGACUUUAUUGGAAACGUGCUCGGAGUCCAGUCCACUGCGCAGUGGAUACAAUAUCAACAGCACCGUCACAAAAACCACCGUCGUCCAGCAACGUAUCCGGCUAAGCAAAGGCCAAGCCGAUCUAUCGGAACAAGCUGUGGAAUAUACCAACAUCGUCGACCGACUGGUUGCUCUUUUGCAAGUGCAUCUCACAGAAACCCUCAUCAACCCACAAGAUCUGUUUCUACAUGAAGCCUUCUUGUUUGAUCUGCGAAAUCCAUUAAAGGAAACAUUUGCCCCUCGACCACGCUUUGCAAUCGAGCGCGCCCUGGCUACUCCCUUUGAUUACCUGCUUUCCUCGUCGGAUGUCACUAUGACCAAGGUCUCGGCCAAGCAACCUGCCACCGCGAUUCUUUAUCAGUUGUAUCUUGAUUCGGGCGCCCUGGUGAAUAUUCAUGAUCUCUGGCAGGCUUUCUAUGGUGUAUUUGAAACUGAAGAGGCUGAUGGCUGCGAUGACCGAGUCGUGAUGUCUUUGUUCUAUGGCGCUCUCUCGGAGUUGAAGGCGUUCGGUGUGAUCAAGAACAGCCGGAAGAAGACUGACCACUUGGCCAAAUCAGCGUGGAUGGGGCUUUAGUUUUAUCUUGAGGUUCAAAUAAAAUUCAUGGCAUAUCAUAUUUCUG